Molecule: messenger RNA, 874 nt
Organism: Hippocampus comes (tiger tail seahorse)
Lineage: Eukaryota; Metazoa; Chordata; Actinopteri; Syngnathiformes; Syngnathidae
Gene: myl2a
Product: myosin, light chain 2a, regulatory, cardiac, slow
Exons: 7
Coding region: 103-612 (169 amino acids)
Molecular function (GO): calcium ion binding
Source: RefSeq, a predicted model, not a curated record
UCAUCCAGUGGAGAUGACAGCUGGGAGGCUACAAAAGGCCACCCACCUUCUCUUCAUUGUUCACUGGCAUCAUUGUUGCUCUCACCUCCCAGCUGCUCAACCAUGGCGCCCAAAAAACCCAAGAAGAGAACAGGAGAGGGAGCCAAUUCCAACGUGUUCUCCAUGUUUGAGCAGGCCCAGAUUCAGGAAUUCAAGGAGGCAUUUACCAUCAUGGACCAGAACAGAGACGGCUUCAUCGACAAGAAUGACCUGAGGGACACUUUUGCAGCGGUCGGUCGCCUGAAUGUGAAACAGGAAGAGCUCGACGAGAUGCUCAAAGAAGCUCCGGGCCCAAUCAACUUUACCGUCUUUCUUACUAUGUUUGGGGAGAAACUGAAAGGUGCUGAUCCAGAAGAGACCAUUCUCAAUGCGUUCAAAGUGUUUGACCCUGAGGGGAAAGGAGUGCUGAGGAAGGACUAUGUGACACAGAUGCUGACAACACAAGCCGACCGGUUCAGCCCCGAAGAGAUGGAGCAGAUGUUCGCUGCCUUCCCUCCAGAUGUGGCGGGCAACCUAGACUACAAGAACCUGGUGCACAUCAUCACCCACGGCGAGGAGAAGGACCAGGAGUGAAUGUCCAGUGCGGGGACACGUGGAGAGAAAUGGACUGUGAUUCAUUCAUGCAGCGGCCAUGCUGUUGUCGUCGUUUCUGUUCUACAAGCUCACGGAAAAGGUUCAAGAUAAGAGCGACACAAAAACGGACUGAUCCCCCCCGACAACAACCGUUAACAUGCAUUUCCGAUUAGCCACAUACAUUUCUCCUUUUUAUUGCUUACAAUGAAAAUAUCCAUCCAGCCGGUGGUUGUUUGUCAAAUAAAAGUUUUCAGAGAAAUCG